AUGAAGUGUGACAAUAGAUGUGAUGCGCCAUCAGUUAUCGCAAUACAUUUUGCACCUUCCUCAUCUGAUACUUAUCUUCCGCAAGCUGAUUCGUCUCCUUGCCAUACCGUUGAUUUUCCAAUUAAGACAUUGUCGCCGAGUUCAUCAGUCCGAAUGCCCACAGCGAAAAUCUUCCGUUCGAAAAAAUGGUUUGUUCUCAUACCCUUUUCGAGAACCCUCACAGGAGUAUUUCCACCUGUCAUCGACCCAUCUACAGGUCGUUUAUAUGUUGGUGGAGUGAACAAUCUCUACGAUUUAAACCAUCCAGAUCUUAGUGUUAAAGUUCACACUUCAACUGGUCCAGAAGAAGACUCUGUUGAAUGUCCAAAUAAAGCUUCUUGCUUAUCUUCAAAUAUACGUAGAACGACAGAAAAUUCUUAUACAAAGGGUUUGGCUGUUUACGAAAGAAGUUCCAAAUUAAUCGAAUGUACAAGUCUCUUCCAGGGCCGGUGUCGAUGGCGCAAUUUAUAUAAUAUUGAUCAAAAAGAUGUAAUCAAAGAAUCUCAGCAGCAUAUUGUUGCGAAUGAUCAAAAUUCAUCAACUGUGAUAUUUGUUGGAACUUUCACUAGCCAAGAUAACACACAAAGUGAUGUGCUUUAUGUAGCUUCAACUUUUGUGCAAAAUGGCGGACCAUUUCGUGAUGACGUUCCAGCAGUUGCAUCCUUGUCACUUGAUCAAAACCGUCUUUUUGAUGUUUCUGCGCAAGGAGUCGGCACCGGCACAGAAAUCAAAUUGGAGCGGAAGUUCCGAGGACCAUAUAAAAUUGAAUAUGUUGGUGGAUUCCAGAGUGGUAAAUUUGCGUACUUUGUAACGCGACAACCAAAAGGAGAUACAACACAGGGAUCUUGGCCCUACAUUUCCAAAAUGGUUAGAGUCUGUACUAGUGAUGCUCAUUUCUGGAGCUAUACAGAAGUUCCACUUGAGUGUGCACACGAAAAUGAACUCUACAAUCUUGUACAAGAUGUAUAUUUAUCGAAACCAGGAUACGAUUUGGCAUUAUCUUUGGGUAUAAGUGUUGAGGAUGAUGUUCUCUAUGCGGUGUUUGUAAAAGGAUCUAAUCUGGAGGAAACGAUACCUUCAUCAAAAAGUGCGAUUUGUGCGUAUUCAAUGGCGAUGGUGGAAAAAAUUUUUCUGAGUAAUAUUGAAUUGUGUUUCAGAGGUGAAACUAAUAAGAAUCUACCUUGGUUCAAGUCAACAGAUCGAUGCAUUAAGACUAGGUAUUUGGGACAAGAAGUAUUAUGUGGCAAGGAUGUGAAUAGUCAUAUUGGGGGUGAAAUUCCAGUUGAGGGAAUUGCUGCUUUAAUUACACAUGAUGCACAAUUUACUUCUAUUGCGACGAACACAACGCGUGCAUAUACUGUUGCAUUUAUUGGAACGCAUGAUGGGCGACUUCUUAAAGCCGUAAUAGAGAAUCGCAGUUCUGCUUUUAUAUAUCGCUCGUUGGAAAUCGGUGAUGGUAAGCCAAUACUUCAAGAUCUGGAGCUGGAUGCCACUGGCGAUUAUAUUUAUGCUGUUACACCGAAGAAGGUAGUCAAAGUUAAAGUUCGCCAGUGUGGAGGAGCUGGUGACUGUCGCAGCUGUCUGGCGCAGCGGGAUCCAUACUGUGGUUGGUGUGUUUUGAAUAACGCAUGUGUUCCAGAAAGUGAAUGCACGAAGUCCAUACCAUCAACAGCACACGACUGGCUUACUUAUCGAAAUGGACGAUGUCCUGCCAUAAGUAGAGUGGAGCCUGACAAAGUGCAAAAGACCAGUGCAUCGUAUUUGAACAUCGAGCUUGAAAAUCUGCCGAAUUUGGGGGGACAGUUAACAUGUGUUUUCGACUUCGGCAUUUUGGGAUCACUGUCAACACUUGCACAACCAAAUGGUGGUUUGGACAAUCGUAUCAGAUGUCCAACUCCAAAUGGUUUACCGGAAAUUCCAUUAGAUGCGCACAGUCUUGUUGCUCGGCUUGCAGUUUCUAACAGUAUUGAAGGACCACCGCUGGCACAUACCAAUUUUACUUUUUAUGACUGUUCUCGUUUUAAAUUCUGCAGCGCAUGUGUUAGUAGUCUAUUUCCCUGUGACUGGUGUAUAGAAUCAAAUCAGUGCGUUGCUGGCGUUACUACCGAAAAUCGUUGUCGUUCUCAGCAGCUUGUCAAUGGAGUUGAGAGAAGCGGGCCAUCAAGUCGGAAAGGACCAUCACAUUGUCCCCGUAUCGUUGCGGCUAAAAGGGAUUUUUUUGUCGCGUCCGGUAAAAAUCGUCAAAUAUCGGUGGUAGUGGAAAAUGCAGGGAAAUUUAUGACAGAUUUCAAAUGCCAGUUCAAAAUAGAACACAGUAUGCAUGAAAGAUUAGCAAAAAAAAAAGACAGUACCAUCAUUUGUGAUGACAUGAAAUUUGAUUUUUAUGGGCCCGGAUCCGGAAAUGGUACCGCUAUUGCAAAUUUUUCGGUGAUCUGGUCUUCCGAGGGACGCCAUGGGGGUUUUGCCCUGGACAACAAUGAAGGCAUAAGAAUUGUAAUGUAUAAAUGUGAAUCACUUGCAUCGAAUUGUGGAUUAUGUCUGGUGCUUAGCGGUGAGAAAUACGAUUGUGGCUGGUGUCCAGCUGAGAAGCGAUGUACAAGGGAAGAAAAUUGUCCAGUUACAUCAAAAAUGGAUUAUUGGCUAGACAGAUCCCAGCUUUGCCCAUAUCCUGUAAUCACCAAUUUCAGUCCUAAAAAGGGACCUCUCGCUGGCGGUACCACACUGAUUAUCGAUGGUGUGAAUCUCGGUCAUAGCUACAAAACUGUGGAGGAAGCAGUGACGGCAGCGAACGUGCGCUGUGAUGUUGACGAGCUGUCCUACAUUACUGCAUCACGAAUUGUUUGUCGUACCCGGCAAAGUCCAACGCCGAUACCAGCGCGUUAUCCUGUUGUCGUGAAAUUGCGUGAGGAGCACAGGUAUACUGCAAUCUCGAAUGAUAGUUUCACUUAUGUCGAUCCUGUUAUCAAGAACAUGGAGCCUACAAAAGGGCCUCGAUUUGGUGGAACUAGUGUAACAAUAUGGGGUGAAGAUCUUGAUGCUGGUACAUCAGUGGAUAUUUUGCUGAAUGGUGUUCGAUGCACAGUAUUGAAUCGCACAAAUGACAAAGUUGAAUGCAGGACGGGUCCUUCAGAAUCACUUACUGAUGGGUUUCUGAAAAUCAGUUUCGAUAGUUUUUCUCGAGAAUAUGAUAAUAUUCGAUUUAGAUAUGAGGAAAACCCCACUUUUGCACAAGUCGUACCUGAAAGAAGCAUCGAAUCGGGCGGAAUAAUAGUUGAUGUGAUGGGAACUGGCUUCAAGUUACUGCAGCGGCCCCAUAUGGUUGUAAGAGAUGAAAAAAGAGUAAUGAAAGGACCACAAUGCAAUGUUGUACGCGAUGAUUUGAUUUUCUGCAAGACGCCAAGCUUAGAAAUUCCUCGUAACAGGCGGAAACAUCCAACGGCUGAUGAACCCCUGCUGUUAAAUUAUGGCUUCGAACUUGAUGGAGUUCGUACGGAGGAUAUUUCGCAGUUAAGUAGUUUCCGAAUGCGUCACUUGGCUGUUUUUCCGGAUCCCGUAGUCGAAAAAUUUAGUGACGUGAGGUUUUAUCGAUCAGGUGAUUAUCUGACAAUAAAUGGCAAAUAUCUGGAUGCAGCUGCAAGGGAGCGGGAUAUACUGGUAACUGUAGGUGGUGAACCAUGUAACUUGACUGCUUUAGCGAAUCGUGCACUUACGUGCCAACCACCACUUGAAAAACCCAACAGCCAAAAAUUUUCAUAUGACGCCGAUCCGGAUGUUCUUGUGAAAAUAGGUGACGUAAGCUAUCGAGUGGGCUAUCUAUCGUAUAGCAUGAAAGAAGCCGGACUAUCACCGCAUGUGAUGGGGGCUAUACUGAUACUGACUGUUUGCAUUAUUGGCGCCUUUUUUUUGCUUUUAGUUUUCUACAGACGCAAAAGCACUUCCCAUAUGCGUGAAAUGAAGCAUUUGAAGAACCAAAUCGAUCAGAUUGAGAUGAAGGUGGCCACUGAAUGUAAAGAAGCAUUUGCAGAAUUGCAGACAUCGAUGAAUGCAAUGGCUGCUGUUUUGCCUCUUGGAACUCCUUUCAUACCAUUUCUCUCUUAUAAGGAAUAUACAGCUAGAGUGCUGUUUCCGAACAAUUAUCAUAAUCAUCCGGUCUUGCGUGAUUUGGAAGUUGAUAGUCAACGCGCACAUUCGAUAGAAAUGGGUCUUCGAGCAUUCAACAAACUUCUGAUGAACAAACACUUCUUGCUUUCAUUUGUGCGUGCGAUGGAAAAUAAUAAGUAUUUUCUCGGCAAAGAUCGCGUGUCUGUCGGAUCACUCCUAAUGGUCGUGUUGAUGGAAAAAAUGGAAUAUUGCACCGAAAUUUUGAAACAGUUGUUAAAAGAACUCAUUAAUCGGACAAUGGAAAAAAGAUUACAGCCAAAGAUCCUCUUUCGCCGUUCAGAAAGUGUUGCAGAACGUAUGUUGGCUGCGUGGUACACCAUUCUAAUGUAUAGAUACCUUACGGAAUGCGCUGGUAGAAAACUCUAUGAAUUGUAUUGGGCGAUGAAGCAACAAAUGGAAAAAGGCCCACAAGAUGCACUGACCCUCGAGGCGCGGUAUUCUUUGUCGGAAGAGAAACUUUUGCGGGCAUCUUUUGAUUUUCGGAAAUUAACUGUUUUUGUUGCUGCAGAUCACCAUUCUUCCGGUGCAAUGGAUUUUCCGGUCAGAGUGCUUGACUGUGAUUCGAUAACACAAGUGAAAGAAAAGUGUCUGGACGCGAAGUACCGCACAACGGCGUUUUCUGAUCGUCCUUCUGUGAAUGAUCUUGAUUUGGAAUUACGAUCAGCAUGCCCUCGAAUAAUUCUUCAAGAUAUUGACAGUACUUCAAAGGUUGAACAUGGUGGUUGGAAAAGGAUUAAUACUCUUGCUCAUUAUAAUGUUUCUGAAAAUGCGACUUUAGCACUACUUCCACGCCAAGCAUCUCUUUACAAUCUGUCAAUUUUGAGUGAGCGCUCAACAUUUUCGUUACCAAAACAAAGUCCUACACUCACAAGACCGUUUGGAACAAACUCAAGCUCUCAGUGCAAAGGUUUGCUGUCAAACAUGGAUUCCAAUUAUAAAUUGUACCACCUUGUGCGUCCUUCCGAACAUGGUUCAUCUGAUCAACAAGAUAAAAUGGUCACUGAAAUAUAUCUGACUAGACUGCUGACAAUGAAGGGUACACUUCAAAAAUUUAUCCAGAACUUAUUGGAAGUUAUAUUUUCUACUGCAGUUCCGAAUUCAUCUAUUCCUUGCGUGAAAUACAUGUUUGAUUUCAUGGAUGAUCAGGCUAGAGAACAUGGCAUUGAAGAGAAUGAAGUUGUUCAUGCUUGGAAAAGCAAUUCCCUACCCUUGAGAUUUUGGGUCAACUUGAUAAAAAAUCCACACUUCGUAUUUGAUAUCCAGAAACCCACGAAGCUCGAAGGUUGUUUAUCGGUUGUGGCUCAAACUCUUAUGGACGCAUGUUCGACACAGGAACACCAGUUAACGAAAGAUUCGCCCAGCAGCAAAUUAUUAUUUGCAAAAGAUAUAUAUCAAUAUCGUGACUGGGUUGAUAGAUACUAUGCAGAAAUAAGGCAAAUGCCCCCAAUAACCGAUCAGGAUAUGAAUGCACUGCUUGCUGAAGAGUCACGUUCUCACUCACGUGACCGUUUUCAUAUUUUCAGCGCACUAAAUGAACUUUACAAGUAUCUGGAGCAAUACAAGGAGUCUUUACGUGAAGAAUUGGAUAUGAAUCAAUUUGCAGUCAAUCAGAAACUGCCACAAAAGUUCCAAGACAUGUUGAAUACAAUGGAGUGCAUAGGUGAACACUACAGUAAUGGUGGCAGUGAGACUAUAGGAAGCUUUGGACAUCGUGUUUAUCGAGGAAGACCAAGGGAAGACAGAGUGUAA
This is a messenger RNA of Cercopithifilaria johnstoni, 5949 nucleotides long. The record is from the annotation of a GenBank genome assembly. Lineage: Eukaryota; Metazoa; Nematoda; Chromadorea; Rhabditida; Onchocercidae.